GUAACAACCAACGCAAUCCUCAAUGAAUCCUGGCUUUCAAAUCGGCCCUUGACGAAUGGGCGUUGGUACAGCUGCUUGCAGCACAUUCACCUUCCCUGUCCUUCACAUGAUAGAAUUUCCACCUCCCGCAACAUUUCCCCCCAAAACUUUGGGCAAAGCUCGGAGCUUACAAGAUGCGCAAUCCUGCACCUUCUUGACUACGACCCCCCUUACUCGAGAUCAGAGGUCACACUAAGGCUGGGGCACAACAGCCAUGUCCGACCGCGAUGCCAGCUCUCCAACCGACGUCCAUGCUCGUCGAGCUGGCAAGCAGGCAGCGGGCUACCUAGAGCCAGAAACGCAAGCCAGACUCGGCAACGGGCCUGGAGAUUCAAUCGUGGAUGGUGGUUCAUCAAGCAGACCUGCCGCAGAGUCAUCGUCGAUGCAGCCCUCUCCCGAUGACGUUGGCAUAUUCCAGCCUAGAGCUCUCCGGUCCAGCAAGGCGAACGAUGACGAUGGCAGCCCGUCUAAAGGACGGCGGCAUCGGUCCCACAAGCAGAGGUCGAGCGGAGCCUUCUUGCUCUCCGACUCUUUACACGACAAUUCCACCCAAGACCUUCGACGCCCACAUCCCGACAGACGAAGUCGAAAUGUUUCCGAUAGCUACGGGAAAGGUUUGGCCUCCCAGGCUGCAGAACGGCCGCACUCGAGCGGCGAGUACCCUAAUAGCGACUCUCCCCGAUCGAGCGUAGCCCCUCUCGACCUGGACUCGACACAGAUCGUGAAUAUGGCCUUGAACCUGAGCGAGACAAGACGGUUGGCUUCGAGGAGAACCGUUUCACAACACAUAUCCCCGAGGCUUGCACAACUACCGGAUAGCAUUGCAGGAGGUGGUCUUAGACAGCAUCUCCAGCAGCAGAGGCGAAUGUCAGGGAGGGUUUCCCCGAAGCCUCGGGCGCUGUCAAGAGGCGGGACGGGCAGCCAGAAGCUUAAUAGUCCAUUACAAUCAUCGUUCGAUCCAGUCCACGAUGGGAGUUACCGAUACCACUUCUCAAAGUCGACUCUGUCGCGGGCACAGAAGGCCAAAGAUUACCUCGAGCUUCUUGCUCAGUACAGGCGGCUGCUAGACUUCGUGCCGCCUCUGACGCUAGAUCAGGCUGGAAGAUCAUCCACAGCUAGCCGUCCCACCACACCGAACGGGCUCGUUAAGCUGUCCAAUUCAGCUUCUCCUAACGUCGGUGGGACCCUUGGGAGACCGUACAACCCCCUGCAGUAUGUACGGAACCGCAAAGUCAGGGCGCGAGAACGGCAGGCCAUUGAUAGCGAAGCCCAAGGGUUCAACGAUGUCCUUCGAGUGACGGAAUGGGUAGACGAGGUGGCUAAACCGGGCACCUCCAGAUCAAAUAGUCUGCCGUGGGACGGUCUACCAUCCUUUCCUCUUGCUAAUGAAGAGGCGACGGAUGCCAACCCGCCAUCCAACGCUACGAGAGCGAUAUCGAACCCGUCGAAACCGAAGCGACCAAGGGUCGACUGGGUAAUCGAUCCCGCAGAUAUGGUUGCUGAUCUGUACUGGCUCGAGCAGGGUGACCACAAGAUGCUGGUCGAAGACCGCCAUUGGAGACGUGUCUUUCCUCAAGACCCUGAACUCUACAGGCCAUGGUCACGCCAAACCAAUGAUAGCAGUCCCCCUGUAAACCCUCAAGCUGGUCCAGUGGCAGAACUGUCAACUACCACCACCAAGAUCGAUUCAACCGUCUCCAAACCGGUCAAAGGGGAACGGGAACACGAACAUGUUUUCAGCAGUGCCCGUGAACGUGCCCACCAAAAACUGCAAGUUCUCAAAGGGUUACAUCAUCAUCAUCGCCGGCAUGGCAGUUCGAUACAUAGGUCCGACUCCCUGCGUGACCGUCGUGGUUCUCUAUCAGACGCGUCAGUCACGGACGAUGGCAUCCGGCGGAGACACAGAAGCGGAACACUAGGGAGGAGCGACCUAGAUGUCCUGGAAAAGCAGAUGAGGGAUAUGAUCGCCCAAGAGCAAAGAGACGAGGAGCUUAACACCCGGCACGACCCUCCCGCGGUACAGCAACCGUCGUCUCCCAACGGGGCGAGGACGCCUGAAGCGGAGAGGCUCGUGGCUUCGACUGCACCAAGCCGUACACCAAGCCACAAGAGGGAGACUUCCAUCACUGAACCGACUGAGGCGGAGAGGAAGUACAGGAAGUUGAAACCACGCCCGGCAUCCCCGCAACGUCCCGGCCGGGAUAGUUUGGAAGUCCCACAGUCCGGAAGGCGCCAUUCGGUUGACUACGACACCUCGGUGCCAAAUUCCCCAGAUCUGAGACCGACUCGAAACAGUCCCUUUGUCCCUGCUAUAGGCAUGGAUCUCUCGCCUUCAUCAAGCAGGCCCAGUUCUCCAAGCCGGAAGCCAAUAUCUAAUCUAAAGAGGAUCUUUCGCGAUCGCAGCCGCGAGCGAGGUGCAGAUUUCCACCUGGGCGAUAAAGGAAGCAGUUCGGAACCGGCCAUCGCAACCCGCGAAGCGACUCAAGAGCCGCCAUCUGCGGAGAGGACAAGGAAGGUAUCCCCGCAGCGGAGAGGCUCCGGGAGCCCCGUUAGCAAGAUUGCGUCCCGAGAAACCGACAGCAGCCACAAAUCACAUCGGAGUAUUGGUAGCAUCAAACUACGUGGUGAUGACUCGAGCUCUGGACUCCGAGGGCUGCUCAGAGCUCCUCGGAUCGAUAGUGUUCUACGCAGCGGUGUUUCCAGGGUCGGUGACCUGCUAUGGAAGAAGGAAAUCGAGACUAGCGAGCUGCCGUCCUCCGAUACAUCGUCCUCUGAGUCCGAACUGGAACCGAGGAGAGGUAGAUCGAGGGAACACGCGUCGUCAUCACAGACACCGCCCCACAAACCAAACGAAGUCUCUGGCCAGCAUAGUGGGAAGACGUAUCUUGAUGUCAUGCCAUCGUUUGUGCCAGCUUCGGAGUCACAUGGGAAGCCCGGCUUGGGCGAGCCAGGAUCACCGGCGCCGUCGCGGCCACCAAGCCGCCGAUCUACCCGUUUCGACCGUCUCAAACCCCCAAAGAUAGACGUACAAACCCCGCCGGGCCACGGCGUCCGCGCUCCCAACGAAGUCGAAGCGUCAGCCGCCGAGUCGCGCAGGAGCAGUUUCGCCGAGGGGGUCCGCGCCGCCGACGCCCGCCUGAACGCCGCGCUCUCCCUCACGAAGCAACAGCGCCAGUUCUCCGCGUCCGCGCCGGGCGCCCGGCGGUGGCCCAUCUGUGACCGCCGCGAGUCCGAGCCCUCCGCCGCCUCGCUUUCCAAAUCAGAGAUCGCCCGCCUGCGUACCCUCGUCCUCAGCUCCGGCAUCAUGGCCAUGGAGAUCGACCGCCGCGCCAAUGCCCGCCGGCUGCUGGGGUCCGAUGCAGGCUCGCAGCAGCAGCAGGAACAGCAGCAGCCGCAACCCGUCACGUGGGCAACAGUCGCCAACCUCGCGCCGGACCCCCGGUCGCGCGCCGAGCUGCUCCGCCGGCCGACGGCGCAGACCGAGGUAUACCCGCUGGCGGCGCGGGUGCUGGCCUCGUCGGUCGGGUCGGCGGGGACGGCGUGGCGGCGCGACGCGGACGCGUUCGCGGGGUCGGCGGCGCCGGCGCUGGCGUCGCGGGCCGAGGAGCUGCGGGCGCGGGCGCGCGACCUGUCGGAGAUGACGCGCGCCGCGGCGGACGAGGCGGACGAGGUCGGCAGGGACCUGGUCGCCGGCCAGAGGCUGGGCGUCAAGCGCGUCGUGGACGUCAUCGAGAAGCUGCUGCGCCGGAGGAGGAGGAGGUUCAGGUGGCUGCGCAGGGCCGGGUGGCUUGCGCUCGAGUGGGCGCUUGUCGGGUUCAUGUGGUAUGUUUGGUUCGUCGUUGUGAUCGCGAGGGUGGUCUUCGGGAUCGGGAAGGGGGUCCUCGGCGGCGUAAGGUGGUUGCUGUGGCUGUAGUAGGCUGAACCGUGGGCCCUGGCUCCGAUGAGAGCGCUGGAGUUUGAUGAACUUCUUUUGUCUUUUGUUUGUCUGUCUGUCUUGCGAACACGCAGCAUUGGGAAGCAGGUUUGUGUGCUCUGGAUACCAUUUUCGGAUGCGGAUGCUGCUGCUUGCUUGCUUGUAUGCGCGCCUUGAUACCCGCCGCGAUUUUGGUUCUUUUCAUCAUCUUCUUUCCCGGGCUUUUAUUUUCUGACCAACUGUUUUCCGACUAUGCUAUACACUCACCUACACGUUAUGAUAGUCUUAAUUAGAGAGAGUGCGAGAGAUGCAAGCUAUAUAAUAAUCACGACAUACAUUAUCUACUAGUUUCCGU
Molecule: messenger RNA, 4307 nt
Organism: Phialemonium atrogriseum
Lineage: Eukaryota; Fungi; Ascomycota; Sordariomycetes; Cephalothecales; Cephalothecaceae
Exons: 1
Coding region: 254-3952 (1232 amino acids)
Source: RefSeq, a predicted model, not a curated record